CGCGAGUUCCGGCCGGCGGCCGCUCCUAUUGGUUCAACAAAACGCGGCGCUUGAAUGAAGUGUUUGUAGAAUGGAGAUUCGGGCCUAGAGGCGGAUUCAACAGCAUUCAGUCCAAAUCCAAGAUGACCCACAUCCUGUACAUCACAAAUGCAGUUAUCUUAACAUCCACUUUGAUGUCUCACAAGAUCUUCAUCUUGAUGUUAAUUCAUGGCUGGGUUUGAUGCCCUGAUCAACGAGUGCCCCCUUCUGUUGCCUCAGAACAGACAAAAAACCGUGUUUGAUGGCUUUGUUAUGGUUAAGAACAAAGAAUUUCGUGUGAGGAUAUUGUUGCCUGAAGAGAGAAAUCUGAAACAGGGAAGGCUUCAGUGCAACUGGCAGUUAAACCAAAUCUUGCAUGGAUACCAACACAUUGUGAAACAGAGACUGCAACAAUCCACUGAUCUGGUUAGCUUUAUGCUGGAGUUUAAAACUGUUCUGGAAAUUGCAUUAAGAAACAAACAUGACCUGCAAAGUCCUCCACCUCCACAGUAUUAUGAACAGCUUAUAAAAGAGAUUGAAAAUUUAGGUUGGGAUAAGCUUGCUUAUAUGGAUACAGAGUUCAGGACCAUUAAGCUGAAGGCUGAGGAUUCUGCAGGUCGAGAGCAUAUGAUCACAAUUAAAUUAAAAUCAAAGUAUCCAGCAGACCCACCUGAUUGUGCCACAGAUUUUCCUGUUCCCUUUGUGCUUUCUUGGACACAUCAGAGCUCGUUAAAAAAUCUUCACAGUCAGUUUCUCGCAGCACUGGAUUCAUUACAAGAGUUCUGGGAUGUUAUGGAUGAAAUAGAUGAGAAAACCUGGGUACUUGAACCUGAAAAUCCAACACGCAGAGCCACAACAAGGAGAAUCGCCAUAAGAAACAAUGCUUCAAUAAAUGUAGAAGUGGACCCUAGACACCCUAAAAUGUUGCCAGAAUGCUGUUUCCUUGGUGCUGACCAUGUGGUAACUCCGCUGAAGAAAAAGUUGAAUACUAACAUGCAUCUGUGGUCUCCAGAGUCCACAGUGUUGCAAAAUCUCAAAGAUAUAUUAGAGAUUGAUUUUCCAUCGCCUACCACCCAAGAGAAGUUUAGCUUAGGCAUGGAGUGUGGGAUUUGUUACGCCUACCGCCUUGCCUCAUCCAUACCAGAUCAAGUAUGUGAUGAUCCGCGGUGUGGGCAGCCGUUCCAUCAGGAGUGCCUUUAUGAGUGGUUAAGAGGUCUACCUUCUUCAAGACAAAGUUUUAACAUAAUCUUCGGAGAAUGCCCGUACUGUGGUAAGCCAAUCACAGCGAAGAUGAUCAUCAAAAGGUGCUCUACCUGAACAAACCCCCAGCAUUCAAGGAUUCUCUCAUUUUUGCAAUAUUAAUAGUUCGUGACAACUGAAUUAAAGACGUUUCUAUCACCCAAACAUUUUCAUGUGUUUUCAUUCCUCAAAAAUUCACAUCCUUUCAAAAGAGAUCCCUUGCACUCAAAA
This is a messenger RNA of Hypanus sabinus (Atlantic stingray), 1488 nucleotides long. It is a transcript of the gene fancl, whose product is annotated as FA complementation group L. The record is from RefSeq and is a predicted model, not a curated record. The transcript is spliced from 16 exons. Gene Ontology annotation, molecular function: ubiquitin protein ligase activity. Gene Ontology annotation, cellular component: Fanconi anaemia nuclear complex; nucleus. Gene Ontology annotation, biological process: protein monoubiquitination; interstrand cross-link repair. The coding region runs from base 208 to 1335 and encodes 375 amino acids. Lineage: Eukaryota; Metazoa; Chordata; Chondrichthyes; Myliobatiformes; Dasyatidae.